AUGCCACUGAUAUCAGUUGUAUCAAAUGUUGCUGCGAGCAAAUUCCCAGCUGAUUUCAAUGUGCAGUUCUCGAAGUUUCUCGCCGAAAUGCUCGAUAAACCGAUAAGCCGCAUAAUGCUGCUGGUGACGCCGGGCGCACAGCUAACUCAUGGUGCUACGCAGGAUCCGGCUUGCCUCAUCGUGGUGAGUACUUUCAUUUCACAAACAUUCAGAAACCUUACAAAAUAA
Molecule: messenger RNA, 228 nt
Organism: Gongylonema pulchrum
Lineage: Eukaryota; Metazoa; Nematoda; Chromadorea; Rhabditida; Gongylonematidae
Source: the annotation of a GenBank genome assembly